Molecule: messenger RNA, 1095 nt
Organism: Monascus purpureus
Lineage: Eukaryota; Fungi; Ascomycota; Eurotiomycetes; Eurotiales; Aspergillaceae
Source: the annotation of a GenBank genome assembly
AUGGAAGACACUGAAGGACGGCGGACGACUUUCUGGUCUUUGUAUUUCUAUGAGACUUGGAUCUGUUUUCACCUGGGACGACCUAGCUCCCUAUCUUUGAAAGAUAUUGGAAUUGCCCAGCCGGAUGAGCCCUUUCUGGAGAUACUUAUCCACCUAUCAAAGGCCAUCUCACGCUCUGCGAACGAGAUAUAUGGCCGACGGCAUGAGUCGUUAUUAGAAAUGUGGAGGACUGCCAGGUCGAUUAUGAAUGAUAUUCAAUGCUAUGACGCUCUGAUGCAGGAGGGCCUAGGGUAUGGACUGGGGGAGCCUCCACAACUCGGAAGUGCGGGGGUACAGCAAACCAUGUUGACUACAUUAUACUAUCACACUAUCCUCUUGACGUUCCGUCCAUUCCUUAUUUUCCGAGGAAAGCUCGGACAACAUUCUAAAAAUGCGAAUCAGCCACCUGAAGUUCCAGCAUGGCUUAACGAGGCCUGCAAUUGCACACUCUCCGCGGCCCAGAGGACAAUGCGCCAUCUAUGCGAAGCUUCCGCUGUGAAUGAACUUGUCAGGGAGCUACGCUAUCAUGGGUUUUUCUUUGGAAGCGCUUGCUUUACCCUCAUAUAUGACCUCCUACAGGAUGACAACGCAGCCACCGUUCAUCUUCCAUGGAUUCAUGCCUGUCUACAAUGCCUGUAUACGGUGCAACGCUCAGAUCCUAUCACAAGUAUGAUUACUGCCAUUCGGACGGUUCUAAAGAAAAUAAACCCUGCCUACGACUUGGCUCCGGACCAGCAAACACAAGGUGACUUCGAGCCUCAGGACAGCACAUCAAUUUCUGUUCGAGAAACCUCAGGUGUUCCGCUCUACAACAGUCAAGCGAAUCCCCUUUCGCCCUCGCACCUGCGCGGUACAUUUCCGGGUUUCGGUCCACCCGUCCUUCUCAACUUCGAACACAAUAAUUUUCAAGACGAACUAAGGAACGGUGUCGACGUCAUAGGCAAUAGUCCGCUAGAUUUCACUCAAUCAGACAUAGGAUGGGAUCUUAAUUUCUCAACGAUGGACCUUGAAGCGUUUUUGUCAAUUUAUCCUACGAUGGAUCAGCAAGCGUUUUGA